CAUACGAGUCAUACCAAGCAUAGCCUGCAUGUCAGUGCAGUUAACUUGCAGCGGGCUGUGAGGAGAACUGUCUCGUCUCUUGUCACGAAACAAAUAUUUGUCUCUUCUUUUCAGAAGACCUACUAAAGACAGUUUAUUUCAACAGUUCACCAACACCGCGGAAAACGCACUGAAAUACCAAGUCUUCAAUCCUUGAAGGGUUUAAGUUUUUUUGCUUUCUUUUUGUUUUGUAAAAAAAAAAAAAAAAAAAAGUUGAAGGCUGGGCCUUUAGCUUAUAAGAGAACUGAUAUCCGUACGCUCUGUCUCGAGCUUUGGGUGGAAGCAAACAAGCUGGUCUUUUUGCUAGCCCAAUAAAUGCAUUUUACGACAAUGGACCUGUUGAAUUUUCAGUACCUGGACAAAAUGAACAACAACAUUGGCAUUCUGCGCUAUGACGGUGAAGCAGCGUUAAGAGGUGAACCCAGAAUGCAGUCCAUCCCAAUGUCCUCUGCUAUCAGCAACCAUCGGACAGGCCCACCUCCCAUCAGCCCAAACAAGAGAAAGUACAACGGGGACCAAGGAGAGGAUGACGUGGACUGUGACAAUGAGCAUGUGUCCAAAAUGAGCAGAUUGUUUGCUGCACAACUACAGCCUGCCAAGUUUCAGAGGCCCAAGGCUUUCUUGUGGGAGGACGCUGGGCUGUCUUCAUGCUUCUUGGCAAUGAUUAAAGUGAGAGGAAAGCCUUCCAACGGGGAUUACCGCAAGGAUCACGGAGAUCAAAGCCGCAGCCCAGUUGAGAGAGUUGCAGCGCCCACCAUGAGCAUCCAUCCCAAUCACAUGUAUGCACCCACCAUCCCCAGUCUGGCUAUGGAUCAACCGUUAGCACUGACCAAAAACAGCAUGGACGCAGCCAGGACAGUCGGCAUCUCGCCAACUGUGAGCCCCAUUGAACGGCAGCAGAAUCGUCCAUCUGUAAUAACAUGUGCCUCAGCAAGCAAUCGAAACUGCAACCUUUCUCACUGUCCCAUUACCCACAGUGGCUGUGUCUCGGCCACAGCUUCCAGUUACAGGAGACCCUCCAACACUAACACUGCAUGUGACCCAGUGAUUGAGGAGCACUUCCGUCGGAGCCUUGGGAAGAACUACAAGGAGCCAGAACCGGUCACAAAGUCUGUUUCUAUUACCGGGUCUGUAGACGACCACUUCGCCAAAGCUCUGGGUGAAACAUGGCUUCAGAUCAAGGCUGCCAAGGAUGGUGUGUCAAGCAGCCCUGAGUCUUCUUCUAGGAGGGGCCAGUCCCCCCCUUCCUCCCACAUGGUCAACCACAAUCACUCCCCUUCGGUAGUCUCAUGAAGAGUGGACAACAAACCCUUCAGCAGAGAAGAGUGACAUGCAUGGUUUGGCUGAGCUUCGUACUGUGCUUGAAAAAAAAAAAAAAAAAAAAAAAGGGAGGGGGGAGGAUCUUUUUUUAAAACAUGCUCGCUUACAUUGCUUGGCAUUGCGGAAAUAAAAGGGUGCCCACAAUAAUGAAAAAAAA
Molecule: messenger RNA, 1516 nt
Organism: Polyodon spathula (Mississippi paddlefish)
Lineage: Eukaryota; Metazoa; Chordata; Actinopteri; Acipenseriformes; Polyodontidae
Product: transcription cofactor vestigial-like protein 4
Exons: 6
Coding region: 355-1332 (325 amino acids)
Biological process (GO): negative regulation of DNA-templated transcription
Molecular function (GO): transcription coactivator binding
Source: RefSeq, a predicted model, not a curated record